AUGCCGUCCGCUCCCACCGAGCCUCAUCCGCUUGCCCUGCCUGCCGGCCUCUCCCCAGACUCCAUCGACACACUCACCGAGCUGGCCCUCAUCCUGUCCCGUCUACGGCCACCUCAAUCAAAUGGCAGCACGACUGGCCUGGCCACCGGUGCUACUCCAGCAGCAACACAAGUGACAGGAACUACACCUCUACCCAGCUCAGCCCCGGCCGGCAGUCCCGGUGGCAGUGGCACACUGAAUCUCAAGGACGUGCCCACAGCGACGGACAGCAUCAAACACAAGCUACAGAAGGCACGAGCACAGAUACGGCAGCUGCCAGACAUGAAUCGGUCAAUCGCGGCGCAGGAAGCCGAGAUCGUGGAGCUCUUGACGAGGAUGGCGCAACAGCGGGAGGUUCUUGGACGCCUCAAGGACGUCGGCGCUGCGUUCGGGGCAGAUGGAGAUGAAGGGAGGGACAAGAUGGAGAUGUGA
Messenger RNA from Phaeoacremonium minimum UCRPA7, 471 nucleotides. Its product is annotated as putative microtubule-associated protein. Bases 1 to 471 code for a protein of 156 amino acids. Lineage: Eukaryota; Fungi; Ascomycota; Sordariomycetes; Togniniales; Togniniaceae. Gene Ontology annotation, cellular component: mediator complex. Gene Ontology annotation, biological process: regulation of transcription by RNA polymerase II. The record is from RefSeq and is a predicted model, not a curated record. The transcript has a single exon. Gene Ontology annotation, molecular function: transcription coregulator activity.